CGUUUUACGCACCUCCUAUUUUCUGCUUCAAGGUUCAAAUCAAGGAUCUUGAGGGUAAAUAAAACCCGCGUUUUGCCCUUUGAGCUGCAGAGAAAACUGCGUGUUCGAGCAUGGCAGGAACCAUGAAGAAGUUUUACGAUCUGUCUGCUAAACUAAUGUCAGGAGAUCUCCUGAAUUUUUCCUCUCUCAAAGGAAAAGUUGUGCUGAUUGAAAAUGUGGCGUCGCUUUGAGGCACAACAGUCAGGGAUUAUACCCAGAUGAACGAGCUCCACAGCCGGUACGCGGACCAGGGGCUGGUGGUUCUGGGCGCUCCCUGCAACCAGUUCGGGCACCAGGAGAACUGCAAGAAUGAAGAAAUCCUGCAGUCUCUGAAAUACGUCCGUCCUGGAAAUGGCUUUGAGCCCAAAUUCCAACUUCUGGAGAAGCUGGAAGUGAAUGGUGAAAACGCCCACCCUCUGUUUGGGUUCCUGAAGGAGAAGCUUCCUCAGCCCAGCGACGACCCCGUAUCCCUCAUGGGAGACCCUAAAUUUAUCAUCUGGAGCCCCGUGUGCAGGAAUGACGUCUCCUGGAACUUUGAAAAGUUCCUCAUUGGGCCGGACGGGGAACCAUUCAAGAGGUACAGCAGAAGGUUCCUCACCAUCGACAUUGAUGCUGAUAUUAAAGAGCUUCUGAAGAGAACCAAGUAAACCAGCGGCUUCUACGUGUUGUGGUCCCGCAAGAUAAACCGUCCACUGCUCAUCACAUGCUUCAAAAAUAAGAUUGUAGUUUGAUAUAGACCAACUGUGCAGACAUGAUUAAAGUGCCACUGCUUUUUACACUGUUUACUUGAUGAAGAUGCUUCCUAAAACCUUUCUGAGGGGAGUUUCUGAUGGAACUGUAAAUGCUUAUUAUAGCAGUUGUAAGUUAUGCAUGAACUGCACAGCUCAGGUUUUAUCAUUCAACUCUGUUAACUGAAAAUAAACUUUAAACAAAUA
Messenger RNA from Danio aesculapii, 974 nucleotides. It is a transcript of the gene gpx1a, whose product is annotated as glutathione peroxidase 1a. Gene Ontology annotation, biological process: hydrogen peroxide catabolic process; glutathione metabolic process; response to hydrogen peroxide. Lineage: Eukaryota; Metazoa; Chordata; Actinopteri; Cypriniformes; Danionidae. Gene Ontology annotation, molecular function: glutathione peroxidase activity. The transcript is spliced from 2 exons. Gene Ontology annotation, cellular component: cytosol; mitochondrion. The record is from RefSeq and is a predicted model, not a curated record.